This is a messenger RNA of Lodderomyces oxycetoniae, 969 nucleotides long. RefSeq lists its product as uncharacterized. The record is from RefSeq and is a predicted model, not a curated record. Lineage: Eukaryota; Fungi; Ascomycota; Pichiomycetes; Serinales; Debaryomycetaceae. The transcript has a single exon. The coding region runs from base 1 to 969 and encodes 322 amino acids.
AUGCUUCGUCUUUUCGAAUCGUCAUUAUCAAGAGCACCUCUCGUGAGGAUUUGUCGCUGCGGCUAUGCAACCUCGGGAGACUACCCAAUAGACCAUCAUCAGAGAUUAGAUUUACAUGAAUGGCCCACUAGCGCCAAUCCAACACCCUAUGAAGUGUUUGGGUUGUCUUCUAAAGAUAUGGGGAUGUCGACAUUAGAGCUAAAUAAGAUUCUCAAAGACAAGUAUGUGAAAUUUGUCAAGAUAUACCACCCAGACACUUGUCUUGAAAUAACGGAUGCAAAUGGCAAGGUGUUUUCAAAAGAAAUGAAACGUAGGAGGUUUGAUAUUAUUCAAGAGUCAUAUGACAUCCUCAAGAAUCCAAGACGAAGAGGAGCUUACAAUCGAUAUCAAACAACCAGCUGGGAACAGCAAGGUCCAUACAAAGGACCAUACGGACAACCAUAUACCAAGGAGAGUUUUGAAGCAUAUCGAAGAGCUAAUGCUCAUCGAACAAGGUACAAUUUUAGCAACGACGAAGCUUUUUGGUCUGCUGGCACAUGGAACGAUUAUUAUCAAAUGAAAUACAAGAGGCCACCUCCAACAAGGGAGGACUUUGAAAAAAACAAGUAUAAGAUUCUUUGGGGUGUCUUGGCUGUAGGUGCAUUAUCCUUUGGACUUCAGGUAAUGAAUGCUAUUGAUCAAACUAAUCAGUAUCUCUUGAAGACGCACCAAAUGAAUUUGAGAUCCUUGAAGGAUAUGAAUGAAAGUUACGAAAGUAAUGGUGAGGGCUUUUCUGAAGUGGGGAAUUUGAAGAGAUUCCUUAUAUCUAGAAGGAGUACCAUAAAACUGAAAAGAGACAAGUCCAAUGAGGAUAACGAAGAGAAUAUCGAGCCUAGUGACAAUGAUUUAUUGAUAAAAUAUGCUCAGGGGCGAGUAGAUAAAUGGGAUAGACGGGAAAACGAGCUUUCCGCUAGAAUAAGAGAUGAUUAA